GGCGGGGCCCGCUGAUCUGGCGGAGGGGUCGGCGGGUCCGGGCAGGCGGACGGGACACCAAAAUAGACUCUGCCGCUCCGCGCCCGCCGCCUCCCGCGGCUCUUCCAAAGAUGGUCACGGGGCCGCCGCGGCCGCGCUCCGCCCGGGCGUAAACGCCGCGCCAGGACUGUGCGGAGGGGCUUGGCGGAGCGGCUUUGUGGUCCGCGGGCGCGGAGAGGUCAAGCCCCGGGGAGCCCGGCAGGCGGCCCCGGUUCUGUGCACGGGUCAGGGCGAUGGCAGCGGUCGGCCAGGAGGAAUACACGUACCUCUACGAGGACUCCUCUCACCCCGUCGACUUCCUGGAGGCGUUCCGAACGUUUUACCUGGACGGACUGUUCACCGACAUCACCCUGCAGUGUGCCUCGGGGGUCAUCUUCCACUGCCACAAAGCCGCCUUAGCAGCUUGCAGCAAUUAUUUUAAAGCCAUGUUCACAGCCGAUAUGAAAGAGAAAUCUAAAAGACAGAUCAGACUUCCCGGGCUCAGCCAUGCGGUACUGGAAGCUCUCGUUAAUUAUGCAUACACAUCGCAGAUCCAGAUAACAAAGAGAAAUGUCCAGAGUCUGCUCCAGGCAGCAGACCUCCUCCAGUUCCUGUCAGUAAAGAAAGCCUGUGAACAGUUUCUGGUGAGGCACUUAGAUACUGACAACUGCAUAGGGAUGCACUCCUUUGCUGAAUAUCAUGAUUGCUCGGAGCUAGAGAAAGAGUCCAGGAGGGUAUUGUUAUGGCAGUUUGAAGAAGUGUGGACUCAGGAAGAGUUUCUGGAUAUUGGCAAGGAGAAGCUCUCUUAUAUUCUCUCCAGAGAUAAUCUCAAUAUUUGGAAAGAAGAGGCAGCCAUUGAAGCUGUCGUUAAGUGGAUUGCUCACAAUGUGGAAGAAAGGCUUGAAGACAUCUAUGAACUGCUGAACUGCAUCAGGGUAGACUUAGAUAAUGUGUAUUUGAGGUCAGUUUUAAGCCUACAAAAAAAAUGCCGACUUAAUGAUACUAAGAUAAGGUCACUCAUAUACAAAGCCCUGAACCUCAAUCCCAAAACUCUUUCCAGAAGACCUACAGCAGCCAUGUAUGUGAUCGGAGGAUACUACUGGCAUCCCUUAUCAGAAGUGCAUGCCUGGGAUCCAUUAACCAACACAUGGGUUCAGGGAACAGAGAUGCCGGAUCAUACCAGAGAGUGUUAUGGGGUCACUAGCUUGGGAUCAGAUAUAUAUGUGACAGGAGGCUAUAGAACGGAGAGCAUCGAAGCCCUUGACACCGUGUGGAUAUAUAAUAGCGAGAGAGAUGAGUGGAUAGAAGGCUGCCCCAUGCUUGAUGCAAGGUAUUACCACUGCACCGUGUCCUUGGGUGGCUGCAUCUAUGCGUUGGGUGGAUACCGAAAGGGAGCUCCAGUGCAAGAAGCUGAGUUCUAUGAUCCUUUAAAAAAGAAAUGGCUUCCUAUUGCAAACAUGAUCAAAGGUGUUGGGAAUGCCACUGCCUGUGUCCUGCAUGACGUCAUCUACGUAACCGGAGGUCACUAUGGAUACAGGGGAAGCUGCACCUAUGAUAAAGUCCAGAGAUACCAUUCAGGUAGCAAUGAGUGGAGUAUAAUCACUACGAGUCCGCAUCCAGAAUACGGAUUGUGCUCGGUUACAUUACAAAACAAGAUCUAUUUUGUGGGUGGACAGACCACGAUCACGGACUGCUAUGACCCAGAGCAAAACGAGUGGAUGCAGAUGGCUCACAUGAUGGAGAGAAGGAUGGAGUGUGGCACGGUGGUUAUGAAUGGAUGCAUUUAUGUGACAGGAGGAUACUCUUAUUCAAAAGGAACAUAUCUACAGAGUAUUGAGAAAUACAACCCUGAACAGAAUACAUGGGAAGCAGUAGGGAAUCUUCCCAGCGCUAUGCGGUCACACGGCUGUGUCUGUGUGUAUAAUGUGUAAACAUUUAAUUCUCAUGUUGCUGUUACAGAAAACAGCAGAUGCAGUAUCCAUAAUAGUACUGAGUGGCUCAUGAA
This is a messenger RNA of Neopsephotus bourkii (Bourke's parrot), 2023 nucleotides long. It is a transcript of the gene KLHL23, whose product is annotated as kelch like family member 23. Gene Ontology annotation, molecular function: protein binding. The record is from RefSeq and is a predicted model, not a curated record. The coding region runs from base 273 to 1949 and encodes 558 amino acids. Lineage: Eukaryota; Metazoa; Chordata; Aves; Psittaciformes; Psittacidae. The transcript has 3 exons.